Neolamprologus brichardi is the source of this 1718-nucleotide messenger RNA. RefSeq names its product fibroblast growth factor 23 (gene fgf23). Lineage: Eukaryota; Metazoa; Chordata; Actinopteri; Cichliformes; Cichlidae. Gene Ontology annotation, molecular function: growth factor activity. The record is from RefSeq and is a predicted model, not a curated record.
AUGUACGUCAACAGGCGAAUGGGGAUGAGAGACACAGUGCUGGCGCUCUUCCUCGCUGUCUUGCAGGGAUUUCCUCUCGGGGAUACGGUCCCGAACCCAUCACCUCUGGUUGGAUCCACCUGGGGGAACCCAAGGAGAUACGUCCACCUGCAGACAUCCACAGACCUCAAUAACUUCUACUUGGAGAUCAGAUUAGAUGGGAGUGUGCGCAAAACUACGUCCAGGAGCACCUGUAGUGUGAUUCUACUGAAAUCUGAAGCAAGAGAUUGUGUCGCCAUCCUCGGCGUCAAAAGCAGCCGUUACCUGUGCAUGGACCUGGAGGGCAACCCGUUCAGCUCUCCUGUCUGCCUUCGGGAUGACUGUCUGUUCAACCACAAGCUCCUGGAGAACAACCGGGACGUGUACUACUCCAGCCGGACCGGCAUCUUGUUCAACCUGGAGGGCUCCCGACAGGUGUACUCGGCGGGUCAGAACCUGCCGCAGACCUCCCUCUUCUUGCCCAGGAAAAACACCGUACCACUGGAGCGCCUCCUGCUGCACAGGGAGAAGAGGAACCGAGGGCAGACAGAAGAGGGUUCGGACUCCCGGGCCGUGCCCGAGGAGCUGGAGGAAAUGGAGGUGGAAAUGGAGACGGAAAUAGAAACAGAGAUCGGGGAUGACGGACGCAACGUGUCCCGGGAGAAACUCGCGGCUCCAUCCAGCCACGACCCCUGGAACGUGCACUUCUCCAACCCGGCCAGUCCCCGGAGCGCCGGGACAGUUGGCUGAGAAAGACCACGGUAGCCUUCAGUUAGUCUACGUGAGUCUAUAGUUUAACGUUUUAGUUUAGAUCAUACAAGAGAAAAAAUAUUAACAUGAGACUUCAUGGAAAAAUGAAAGCAGAACAAGGUCGUUCCCUCUUUUUCACACUGACUUAAAAACGUUUUUAGUCAUCAUUCAGCAAUGCAGUGUGUUUAUACACUGAAUGUACAAACUUGACUUGCAACUCUUUUUGCACAAUUUAUAUUGUCUUUAAACUCACCUGCGCCUGCAGCCUUCUCUUUCCUUUUAAUUUAGUUUUCACGCAGUUGUAAAUAUAGAUUUUAAGUCGAGGGACGUGUGUUUUAACCUGUAUUCACUUUAAAAUAAUAUCUUAGGUGUCCAGAUGUUCCAACUGGCAUGCUCUCACGCUGAGCAUUGAUCAGGAUUUCUUUCGGAAUAUUAUUUGGUUUCUCUCACAAAAUCACCAGAGCCCUUCAAAUUAAUUACCCCCAAAUCAGUGUACAUGUGUGCGCAAUCUUUGAUUUUGUGGUUUCUUCUCAAUGAGGUUUUUACAGCUGGUCUGAGAAACCCACAUUUCAAAAGUGACACUGAUGUUUUUUCCCAUGACAGAAGCUCCACUUAGCCUGCAUCUGGAUUACUGAAGGCACCAUUUAAUGGUUUAAAACAAAAAGAAAGCGAUAUAUAUGACGAACAUACUAUAAAGUUUUUAUUUGGUAGGUUAAGAUUAAAUAUUUGAAAGUUCUGUGUGGUUUUUAACUUCUUAAAUUGGAAUUAAACAGGGAAAUCCCACAACUUUUCACUGCCAUCACUCAUUUGUGUAUCCUCCACCAGUCUUUAAUACAUGGCUUGAAGGAAUAUAUGUACAGGGUAAAUAACCUUUACAGAUGUCAACUCCUAACUCCAGUUAUGUGACUUUUACAGGUGCUGGGUGCCACCAGCAAACACAAAAAAGAGUC